CGGGACUUUGUGUCCAAGAUGCGCAAGGCCGGCAAGAACGUGGUUGUAUUCUAUGGAUCGCAAACCGGCACAGCUGAGGACUUUGCAGGGCGGCUGGGCAAAGACAUGCAGUCGGCCGGGGUGCGGCCGCUGGUGCUGGAUCCUGAGCUCUACGACUGGCAGAACCUGGCGGCCCUGGGGCCGAACGAGCUGGUGGUCUUUUUGCUGGCCACCUCGGGCGAGGGCGAGCCAACCGAUAACAUGGAGGCGUGGUUCAACGCGCUGGCGUCUGACCGCGAGAGCCCGGAGCAGUCCGAGGCGCCCGAGUUCCACCAGCCCUCCGACAAGGAUACGCUGGACCACGAGACACCGCUCACCGGCACCGCCUACGCAAUGUUCGGGCUGGGAAACAACACGUACGAGCAGUUCAACCAGCACGCGCGCGUGGUCGACGGCCGCCUGCACGCACUCGGGGCCACGCGUGUGGGCGAGCGCGGCGAGGGCGACGACGACGUCGACAUCGAGGAGGAUUUUUCAAAGUGGAAGGAGGCGACACUGCCGCUGAUCCGCAAGCACCUUGGCGCGGCGGACGAUAGCUCGGCCGAGGUGUCGCCGCCAACGUGGGAUAUCACGGAGGUGUCCGCCGACGGCGACCAGGUGUGGACGCACGGCGAGAUGGGCGGCGGCGGCGGCGCGGCUGUGGGCCCGCACAACCCGUUCAACGCACCCAUUGCGGCAGCCGUCGACCUGACGCCCAGCGGCGACCGGUAUGUGCUGCACGUGGAGGUUGAGCUGCAGGGCAGCGGCGUGCGCUACGAGACCGGCGACCACCUGGGCGUCUACGCGGCCAACGCCGACGCCGAAGUCGACCUGCUCCUCCGCGCGCUGCAGCUGCAGGGCCGCGCCGACACGCCGAUCGCCGUGCGCGCCCUCGACCCAUUUGCCGCGCAGCAGACGCUGUUCCCCGGCACGGCAACGACGUACCGCGCGGCGUUCCGCCACUACCUCGAGAUCGCCGUGCCUGUGCCGCGCGCCCAGAUAUCCGCGCUUGUGCUCCCGCAUGCCCGCAGCGCCGCGGCGCGCGCGUUCCUCGGCCCGCUGGCCGCCGACAAGGGCGCGCACGCUGCGACCGUGGCCGCCGGCUGCCUGACGCCGGCGCGGCUGCUUCUCGCUGUGCGCGAGGCCGAGGCCGCCGCGGGCGUUGCCGAGAGCGACAUGCUGGCGCUGCCGGUGGCCACGGCCUUUGAGCUGUGCCCGCGCAUGCAGCCGCGGCUGUAUUCGAUCUCGUCGAGUGCGCGCGUCGCGCCCACGCGCGCGUCGCUGACGGCCGUUGUGCUGCAGUACGAUGCGCAGACUGGCCUGGCUGCGCGCCUGCCGCUGGGCGCGCGCCGCUGCGGCGUCGCAACAAACUACCUGCUGGCCGCCAUGCAGAUGCACAGCGCAGGCUCCAGGCCGGCGCCGAUUGCCGACGCCAAGGACCACAGCGUGUGCACCUACGCCAAUCUGCCGCGCACACUGCCGGUGUUUGUGCGCCGCUCGCCAUUCCGCCUUCCGUCUGAUGCCGCCACGCCCAUUGUUAUGGUUGGUCCGGGCACCGGCCUGGCGCCCAUGCGCGCCUUCGUGCAGGAGCGCGCCCAGCUUGCGCGCGAAUCCCCCGAGGCAGCACAAGGCACGGCACUGCUGUUCUUCGGCGCGCGCUCGGCCGCCCGCGACUUCACCUACGGCGACGAGCUGGCCACGCUGUUUGCCGACAUUGGAAGGGUCGCGCCCGAGUCACGCAUCAUCACUGCGUUUUCGCGCGAUCAGCCGCAGAAAAUCUACGUGCAGAACCGCAUUGCUGAGUAUGCUGAUUUGGUUUAUCGCACGCUGCUGUGCGGCCAGGAGAAGCUGAACGGCCCGCCGCGUGCGCACAUUUACGUCUGUGGUGAUGCUAAGCAUAUGGCGAAGGAUGUCGCGGGCGCGCUUGUUACGCUUAUUGCUGACCGCGAGGGUGUCUCUGAGGAUGUCGCCACCAAGUGGAUCACGGAGAUGCGCCGCUUGUCGCGGUACCAGGAGGACGUGUGGAGCUAA
Messenger RNA from Kickxella alabastrina, 2049 nucleotides. RefSeq lists its product as uncharacterized. Gene Ontology annotation, cellular component: cytosol. The transcript has a single exon. The record is from RefSeq and is a predicted model, not a curated record. The annotation marks the transcript as partial. Lineage: Eukaryota; Fungi; Kickxellomycota; Kickxellomycetes; Kickxellales; Kickxellaceae. Gene Ontology annotation, molecular function: FMN binding; flavin adenine dinucleotide binding; NADPH-hemoprotein reductase activity.